CAUGCUCGGCUCUUGCCGGCUCCGGCGCCCGUAGGUGGAAAGCUCCGACUCCCGGCGGCAGGGCUAGCAGCCCGCAUCCAGAAGCAGCGCGGGCGGAGGAGGUUGGUACGCGCUGGGUGCUGCAGACCUAUCCGGGUGGCCAUGGCGAGCGGCGCACGGCGACCACCGGGGUGGCGCAGCGGUGUCAGAUUCUUGAUCAAGUACUUACUCCAUGGAUCCAGGACAGGUUCGUCCCAUGGCCUGCUCUGAACAGUGUACAGUCUAAGAGAAGAGUCCAUCAGCACACCAUCUCUUGCCUUACAGAGCAAGCCAAGAAGAUGGACCUACUGAAGAACCAUCCGACUGUGUGCUUACCACCUUCUGUGCCCUUCUUAAUCCUAGUCUCCACUCUCGCAACUGCUAAGAGUGUCACCAACAGCACGUUCAAUGGCACGGACGUGGUCUUGGGCUCUGUGCCUGUAAUCAUUGCCAAAACUGACCACAUCAUAGUCAAGGAGGGGAGCAGUGCCUUGAUUAACUGCAGUGUUCAUGGCGUCCCCGACCUAGGAUUUAAGUGGUAUAAUUCUGUUGGCAAGCUAUUGAGAGAAGGUGACGAUGACAAGGAGAGAGGAGGAGGCAAAAUACAUGGAAAUUAUGAAGUAUAUUCUGUGCAGGGAAAAUGGCAAAUGCUGGAUGGGGGCCUCCUGAACAUCACCAAGGUGUCUUUCUCAGACAGAGGGAAGUACACGUGUGUGGCGUCUAACAUCUAUGGCACCGUAAACAACACAGUGACCCUGAGAGUCAUCUUUACCUCCGGAGACAUGGGCGUGUACUACAUGGUCGUGUGCCUCGUGGCCUUCACCAUUGUCAUGAUCCUCAACAUCACCCGCCUGUGUAUGAUGAGCAGCCACUUGAAGAAGACUGAGAAAGCCAUCAAUGAGUUUUUUAGGACAGAAGGUGCCGAGAAGCUGCAGAAGGCGUUUGAGAUUGCCAAGCGCAUCCCCAUUAUCACCUCAGCCAAAACUCUAGAGCUUGCCAAAGUGACCCAGUUCAAAACCAUGGAAUUCGCCCGGUACAUCGAAGAGCUUGCCAGAAGCGUGCCCUUGCCUCCCCUCAUCAUGAACUGCAGGACGAUCAUGGAGGAGAUCAUGGAAGUGGUCGGGCUAGAGGAGCAGGGGCAGAAUUUUGUGAGGCAUACCCCGGAAGGCCAGGAAGCCACAGACAGGGAUGAGGUAUACACAAUCCCCAACUCCCUGAAGCGAAGCGACUCCCCCACCGCCGACUCGGACGCUUCGUCGCUGCCUGAACAGCCCCCUCAGCAGAUCGCCAUCAAGGUUUCAGUUCAUCCCCAGGCCAGAAAGGAUCACACGGAUGACCAGGAGGGUGGGCAGUUUGAGGUCAGAGAUGAAGAGGAGACGGAUCCAUCCGAGGACCAUUCCCCAGAGACGGCGGAGCCAUCUACAGACAUAACGACCACAGAGCUGACGUCUGAAGAGGCAUCGCCUGUCGAGGUACCGGAGCGAGGACUGCCACCAGCACACCUGGAAAUGCCAGAACCAGCAGUGACAUGUGACAAAAACACCUGCAUUAUUUAUGAAAGCCAUGUCUAAUCUUAACUCCGAAAAGCUAUGCAUAUCAAGAAAAUCAGGGGCUGCUCCUUGUAAUACAAAUGUAGUAUGCACUUGCCGCUAAGCCUUACCAGGAGACUCUCAUCCCUUAGGUUGGAGUGAUGCCCCGUGACGGGGAAGACACCUGCAUGGAGUUCAUGGGACUAGACUCACCCCGGUAGGAACAGACGUGAGAAGUGCUGGGGUCCAGAACUGAUCCGAGGAGGCAGAGGUCUGUCCAUGGGAUCUGAAUCGUAGAGGCCAUUCUCUGCCAAAUCCCUUAACUGGUGAUGCCCUUUUGGCCAAGAGUACACCAUUGUAAGAUGUUCUGAGUUCAGGAGCCGUGUCUAAUGCAUACUGCAUUGCUUUUCUUUCGGUAAUUAUAAAUCUGCUACCGUAGCAAUUGCUCCUACAUGGGUUUGUUGCACUUUCUUCUCAGUUUUAAUUAUUUUCACGGUUCUUCUAUAAUGGAGUAGUUAUUAUAUUAAUAUUAAUUGCUCUUUCUGCUGGAGCCUUCUGUGUCACCUUUAUCCUUGUUUUGUCUUAGUGUGUUUACCUCAGAGUCUCGGGUGUCGGUCACUGACAUGGCUGUACUAUGUCAUUUGUAAUGCUCCAAAGUAGUUACGCCCCACUCUUUUUUCCUAAUUUCCUCUUUAAAAAAAUACCCUCACACCUCUAUUCAUAAUCAUUUUGUUUCCAAUGAAGCUGCUAUUCUGAAACUGAGAAAAACUUUGCCCCAAGUAGCACUUUAACAGUCAAAUUUACCUGUCCAGUUCUGAGAGCAUUUAGGUGAGCUCAGCUUGAGGUGAGGAACGAGGUUAUAAAUACUUAGACAUGCCCACAACACUCCAGAAAAUGGCUUACAUGCAGGUGCCCUCAGAACAGCCCCAAAUGCUUGUCACCACCCCAUCAGAGGAAAUGGCCUUGGACCGCCCGGUUCUUACCAGGAUCGUCAUCAUUUUCAUUUGAUUGGGAGUAGAAUAUGCAGGUGACCCCUCGAAGCUCACUUAGAAUUUUGUGGAAGGUCUUCUAACUGUAAUAAUCCCUAAGUCAUUGGGAACCUAGAGAGGAAAGAAAAAAUUCUUUAAAACAAUUGUGGAAAAAAAAGGCAAAAAAAAAAUUUUUUUACUGUUACUAUUGGGUUCUUUCUCCAAAUAUGAUGCCAUCAAAAAAGAACAGCAUUCUGAGUUCAUACCAGUUCACUGUCUCUUGCAGAGAGGGAAACCAGGGUCCAGAUUUGCUAAAAAGCCCGGCAAAAGAAGACAGGGUCUUCACCUGGAAGAUUUAUUGCCUCCUAAGACAGGCGUUUGGCGAAUUCCUGUAGGUACGGCAUGUCUGCUUCCCAGAAGGCCUUGCGGGGCCCAUAGGGCGCGGCUCAGCCCAGCACUAGAUUUAGGGCAGCAUCUCUGUGAAGAGUACAACUGGGUCCCCUUUCGACUGCAUACUCAACGUGUUGAUCAUUGAGAGGGAGCUUGCAAAAUUAAGAUAAUGACACACAGGAUUUUAUCCUGAAAUUAUUGAAUUCUUUGGCCACCAUUCAGUGCAUAGGCAUUUUGAUAUUAGAGAACAAUGACAAUCCAGCCAUCCAUUGGGUUAAUUCUUGACUGUGCCAAUAAGCAGCUGCCAGGCUCUUUAGCAAAUCUGGACCUUGGUUUCCCUCUCUGCAAGAGAGGGAAACUGGUAUGAACUCAAAAUGCUGUUCUUUUUUUGAUGGCAUUAUAUUCAGAGAAAGAACCCUAUAU
This is a messenger RNA of Arvicola amphibius (Eurasian water vole), 3328 nucleotides long. It is a transcript of the gene Mfap3l, whose product is annotated as microfibril associated protein 3 like. The record is from RefSeq and is a predicted model, not a curated record. Bases 318 to 1589 code for a protein of 423 amino acids. The transcript is spliced from 4 exons. Lineage: Eukaryota; Metazoa; Chordata; Mammalia; Rodentia; Cricetidae.